CAAUAUUUUUGGAGCCAUUUUUAAAAAACAAGAGGAAACUAACGUUUUGUCUUACUAGUUGUCAAUAUAUAUAAAGGAUGGAUUGCGACGUUUUAUACAAAGUUGUUGUUAUUGGAGAUUCUGGUGUCGGAAAAUCAAAUUUAAUUACCAGAUUUACUCAAAAUAAGUUUACUAAAGACACAAAACCAACUAUCGGUGUUGAGUUUGGUGCUAAAUCUAUUGAAUAUGAUGGUGUAACUAUCAAGGGUCAAAUUUGGGAUACUGCUGGUCAAGAACGAUUCAGAGCAAUUUCUGCUGCUUAUUACAGAGGUGCUAACGGAGCUCUUAUUGUUUAUGAUAUUACAAACCAAGAAAGCUUUGAUAAUUUGGAAAAAUGGUUCAAGGAAAUUGAAAAUCAAGGAGAAAAUGGUUGUAUCAAUAUUUUAGUUGGUAACAAGUGUGACUUGAAUCACUUGAGACAAGUAGAAACAGCAACUGGUAGAGCUUUUGCUGAAAAACAUAACGUUUCAUUCAUGGAAACAUCUGCUUUGGAUAGUACUAACGUAGAUGAAGCUUUCACCACACUUUUGAAGGAAAUUUACAAGACCCAAAGCCGAAAGAGUAAGAAACCAGAAGAGGAUCGUAAAGAUGAACCAAUAGGUCCAAGUGACAAGGUCAUCAUUGAUGAUGGUGAAGGUGAUAAACCAAAACCAAAACCAGCUCAAGGUGGUGGUUGUGGUUGUUAAGUUUGAGUGACACUCUUUAUUGUAAAUAUUUAAUGUAUAAACUCAAUUCAAUAGAAAUCCACAAUAAUAAAUUGAUGAAAUAAUUUAUUUU
This is a messenger RNA of Naegleria gruberi, 816 nucleotides long. Its product is annotated as rab family small GTPase. NCBI's taxonomy places the organism in Eukaryota, Heterolobosea, Eutetramitea, Acrasida, Naegleriidae. The record is from RefSeq and is a predicted model, not a curated record. Gene Ontology annotation, molecular function: GTPase activity; GTP binding. Gene Ontology annotation, cellular component: endosome. Bases 78 to 725 code for a protein of 215 amino acids. The transcript is spliced from 4 exons.